UUCAAUUAGCGUUACUACUCUGCGAGAUGAAGAUCAUAGCAGUAAUCCUAUUGGCAAAUCUUGGCUGCAUCCUAUGUCAAGUUGAAAUUCUUAUCAACAAUGCUAACCGGCGGAUGCGAGAUUAUGUUGAAAAGUAUAAAAACAAAGCUACUGGAAACGCUGAACUCACCAAGUGGAUAGAAGACCUUUUCCAUAUUUACACCGAUAAAGACUACGACACUUUUCAAAGACUUUUAAAACUACAUACAUUUGUGGCAUACGAUGAGGACCGUAAACAGCUAGAAGAUAGAAUUACUGAGCGCAUUAACGAGCUCAAAACUCUUAUUCGCUUGAAAACAGGAGGUAAACGAUGUGUUAUGCACUACGAAAAAAAGCUAAGCUUAGUGCAAGGCGCAUAUAAAUUGCACAAUGAUAGGAAGCAACGCAUUUUGAUUGAAAGUGGUGGACCAUGUUCAAUCAUAGCUCGAAAAAAAAGAAAACAAGAUCCCUAUGAAGAUUAUAAUGAAAAUGAAAGCAAAAAAGAUGAUAAUGAAAAUUUUAAUGAUUAUUACUAAAGCCAAAACAAUGCUUGAUUUUUCAAAAAUCCAUGUAUUCAUGAAAAUUAUAUAUAAGCAGUAUAAUAAUUAAAGCUGUUUACAUUUUGGCAAUAAACUGUACUUAAUAUCCAAUACAAUUGAAUCAAA
This is a messenger RNA of Drosophila rhopaloa, 683 nucleotides long. RefSeq lists its product as uncharacterized. The transcript is spliced from 2 exons. Bases 27 to 554 code for a protein of 175 amino acids. Lineage: Eukaryota; Metazoa; Arthropoda; Insecta; Diptera; Drosophilidae. The record is from RefSeq and is a predicted model, not a curated record.